AUGUCGCUCCCACGUUCAUCCCGUCAGGCCCUGCGGCUGGGCGGCCAAUUCGGCCGUCAACGUUGCCAGGGCCGCUAUCUGCAGGCGCGGACCGUCGCGAACCUCACCCCGCCGCACCAGGCCGCUGCCAUCUCACGGCUCCCGAGCAACGUCGACCCGUCGUCGGAUGAGUUCAAGGAGAACGAGCGCCAGAUGAGUGAGGUCAUGGGCCGCAUGCAGGACCUGGCGCGCAAGAUCCAGCAGGGCGGGUCGGAGAAGGCCAGGCAAAAGCACCUUGCCCGUAAGAAAAUGCUGCCGCGGGAUCGCGUCACGGCAUUGAUCGAUCCGGGCACUACCUUCCUGGAGCUUUCCCAAAUGGCAGGCUAUGAGCUGUACCCCGAGGCAGAGGUGCCUUCAGCUGGCAUUAUCACAGGCGUUGGUGUUGUUGAGGGCGUCACGUGUGUGAUUGUCGCAAACGACAGCACCGUCAAAGGCGGCACAUACUACCCGAUCACAGUGAAGAAGCAUCUCCGCGCACAAACUGUUGCUCGAGAGAACAAGCUACCAUGCAUCUACCUCGUUGACAGCGGCGGCGCGAACCUGCCCCAUCAGGCAGACGUCUUCCCUGACGAGAACCACUUUGGCCGAAUCUUCUACAAUCAGGCCAAGAUGAGUUCUGAAGGCAUCCCCCAAGUAGCGGUAGUCAUGGGACCUUGCACGGCCGGUGGCGCAUACGUCCCAGCCAUGAGCGACGAGAGCAUCAUUGUCGACGGGCAGGGACACAUCUUCCUCGCCGGCCCGCCCCUGGUCAAAGCCGCGACUGGCGAAGUCGUCAGCCAUGAAGAGCUAGGAGGCGGGAAAAUGCACUCGUCCGUCUCAGGCGUGACGGAUUACCUUGCCGUGGAUGAUGCCCAUGCCAUCGUGCUAGCUCGUCGCUGCAUCAGCAACCUCAACUGGCCGGCGAGGUCGCCAAACACCCAAACGCCCAAGCCUACCUUCUCUGAGCCGCUACAUAACCCGGAGGAACUUCUUGGAAUUGCUUCGACGAACUUGAGGAAGCCCCUACCUAUCCGGGAGGUCAUUUCCCGUAUCGUCGAUGGCUCCGAGUUCUCCGAGUUCAAGCAUGACUUCGGUACCACACUCGUCACAGGCUUCGCCGAGAUCUACGGCCACAAGGUCGGUAUCAUUGCCAAUGACGGCAUCCUCUUCGCCUCAUCGGCAGUAAAGGGCGCGCACUUCAUCGAGCUAUGCUCGCAGCGCGGCAUCCCACUUGUGUUCCUGCAGAAUAUCGCGGGCUUCAUGGUGGGCUCGCAAUCUGAGCGCGACGGUAUCGCCAAGCACGGCGCCAAGCUAGUGACGGCGGUAGCAUGCGCCGACGUACCCAAGUUUACCGUCGUCGUGGGCGGCAGCUACGGUGCCGGCAACUAUGGUAUGUGUGGCCGCGCCUACUCGCCGCGCUUCCUGUGGAUGUGGCCCAACGCGCGGAUCGGCGUCAUGGGCGGCGAGCAGCUGGCCGCCGUCAUGGAGACAGUUGGUAAAAAGGCAGACCCGGAACUGAAGGAGCGGAUCGAGCGAGAGAGCGACGCGACAUACUCUUCGGCCAGACUAUGGGAUGACGGCAUCAUCCCACCGCAACACACCAGACGAUACCUUGGUCUGGGAUUAAUGGCUGCUAUGGGAGGAAGGAAUGAAGUUAAGGCGGGCGAUACCAAGUUCGGUGUCUUUCGAAUGUAA
Messenger RNA from Ilyonectria robusta, 1713 nucleotides. Its product is annotated as carboxyl transferase. Lineage: Eukaryota; Fungi; Ascomycota; Sordariomycetes; Hypocreales; Nectriaceae. Gene Ontology annotation, biological process: L-leucine catabolic process. Gene Ontology annotation, cellular component: mitochondrion; methylcrotonoyl-CoA carboxylase complex. The transcript is spliced from 3 exons. The record is from RefSeq and is a predicted model, not a curated record. Gene Ontology annotation, molecular function: methylcrotonoyl-CoA carboxylase activity. The coding region runs from base 1 to 1713 and encodes 570 amino acids.